AGACCGCAAAAUCAUCAGAAAGGGGGAUAUGCAGUUGUCUACUCGGUCAUUUUCCAAGGAAAACGAUACGCGUUAAAAAGUCUAAACAUAAACCUGAGUUUUGAUGAUAAAGCAUUCAACCAAUUUAAACGAGAGCUUAAACUUCUUUAUAUGGUUAAUCAUCCUAAUAUUGUAAAAUUUCAUGGAAUUUUGAGGGAUAUUACAAAUGUUGAUAGUAUAUCUAUUGAAAAUAUUCCAAUUGUUAUUAUGUAUCUUACUAAAGGUAAUGGUCUUUCUUUUGAAUUGGCUACAAACCAUAACUAUCCUUGGACAUUAUAUUUUGAAAAAGAUUCUCAUGUUGAAACAAUAGCACCUAAAAAUUUAUCUGAAUUGAUCUAUCAAGAAAUUCGCCAGAAAAAUACAUAUUUCUGUGCUAGUUUUUAUGCUAUUACAAAUUUUUAUCAUAUUUAG
This is a messenger RNA of Racocetra persica, 450 nucleotides long. Lineage: Eukaryota; Fungi; Glomeromycota; Glomeromycetes; Diversisporales; Gigasporaceae. The record is from the annotation of a GenBank genome assembly.